UCGUUUCGAAUAAUAUUCUUCUCUCUUAUCCACACUCCAACACACCACCACCACCAUCCCCACCAUCCCGUGGCUUCAAUUCUCACGCACCUCUCACUCCUAACCCCACUUUCUCUCUCUUCUUCCCAGAUUUUCUUUUCGAAAUUCAGGAUCAGCUUGAUUUUCCACAAACAAAUUCUCUCAAAUUCAAACCUCAAAUUAGUGUUUGAAGAUUCUCAGCCACAAUAUUUCUGAAGAAAUAGUAAAAUUUUACAGGUGUACAGAUUCUUAACAGUCACUAAUUUUUGGUGGAAACCGGUGAUGAUAGUUCAUGUUCAUGUUCUUAGGUAAGGUAGAAUUUGCGAAGAAUUUCGGACUCCGAAACAAAGUUCAUGAUAUUCCCGCCAAUUUGUUGUUCGAAUUACCAGACUUUCGGGGUGUCUCUGUGACUGAUCCGUGUUUUGUUAGAAGAAAUGGCAGUUUGAUUCGAAAGUGAUUGGUUUGAUCAAGAUGGGGAGAUCUAUUCAGAGAGAGAAUGUUUUAUUGGGUUAUAGUCCUCAAAGAUCGUUGGAGAACCCUAGUUCUUCUUCGCCGAAAUCUCUAUCCAGAAACUCAGAUAUUGAUUUCAAUGACGUUUUUGGUGGUCCACCGAGGCGCUUUUCGAUUCAGGAAACGCAUUUGAGUUUCAAUGGAGAAAUGGAUUCUGAGCGUGCAAGUUCGUGUCGUAGGUGGUCCGGCCUAAGCGAAAAGCCAGUAUUUGGUGAGGAAAAUGGGAAUCGGAGGCGAUAUCAAGGUGAUGAUUUCUUUGAUGAUAUCUAUGGAGGUGAAGAGACUUGUAACUCACCUAGAAGAACUGAUCGGGAUGCUUUUGGUUCGUCACCUGGUGGUUCGCUCGUUUUAAGCCCUGGGAGUCCUUUGCCCCCCAAAGCUGAGCAUUUUGACACUUCACUUCCAGCUCAGUUCAGUCUUCCAGCCAAAUUAACCAAAGCGAUGGACUAUCCCGUCUUUGCUUCUGGUAAUUGUAGCCCAUCUAAGUACAAGGACCGCAUUGCAAAUGGGGCAGGCCAUCUAUCUUCUCAGAGUGCUUCUCUUUCUAGAUUUUCAAGCCAAGUAAUCCCAGGACAGAUUGAGCUGAAAAAUGAUGAUCGGCCUUAUUAUUACCAAAGCCCUUUAUCCCCUGAAUUAUUUCCUUGUAGUGAGGACACCUCAAACAGGACCCAGUCUGAUCUUUCAGAAAAGGGAUGCAACUUGAAAAAGGAUUCAACAGGCACAAACGCUCUUAACAAUAGCAGCCAAUUUCACUUCUCCAUAUACAAAUGGGCAGGCCAAGGUGUACCAUUACUGAUGCCUUUUAGGGGAGGGAAUAUUACAAAAUCAAAAGAGACAGGUAAAACUGACAGAAGCUCAAGCUCUAAUGGAAGAAUUGAAGGUGACAUUAAAAAUGGGAAUCUCCGGGCUAUUGAGAGUCUCGUUCUCAACCACAGCAUAGCAUCAGAUACCAAACCCUCUAAAAUUGAAGAAGAGAAUCAAUGCAAGGAGAGCAAUCAAAACAGAGUAGAACCAUGUAGAUUGGUUGAGGAAACAAUUCUUGACAUGCCAGAAUUAAAACCCCACAACAGCGAUGAAACUGUUGAGAAUGUACCCGAUGGUACUAUCUUCAGAGGUAAAAAAGAAGAAAAAAAACCUCAUUCUUUACCAGACAUAGGUUUGCCUGGUAAAACUGAAAAAGGAGCUUUCAUGGUUACAAAAGAAGCUUGCAAAGCUGAGUUGAAGACUCCGAGUUCACUGCUCAAUUGUGAUAUUGAGGAACAAGGAGAUAAAGAGAUUACUCCAAAUUCUGACGGGAAAGAAAAAGGGGAGAAAAUGACCAAAGUGUCUCUUUCAAAUGUUGAUGCCAGUAGACUUGUAAAGAAGAAUGAUGGAAAAAGAAUCAAUUCAAACAGAGCAGGAGUGGAAAAAGCUAACUUGCAAGGUUCACCUAUAACUUUAGGAGACAAACUAGGAAGAACUGAAGGGAAAGGAAAGGUUAAAGAAUUCGUUAAGAUUUUCAAUCAGGAAGCUUCGCCAAAACCCAAACUCAAUGUCACUCGAACUCAGAAGGCUAGACAGAAAGGCACAAGCAUCCAUGGGGCAGAUAAUGGAGCAAAUGUUGGCACAACCAAAAUGGAUACAAAAUCGCAGUUGCCCAAUGGAAAUAACAUUCCAGAUGCUUCCUCCAGUGUGGAUGAAACUGCUGAACAUUCAGAGAAAGAAAGUGCUCAAAUAAAAACCACAGCCACUAGUGAUUAUUCUUUUUCUCAGAAGGUUGCUUCAUCAUUUCCUGCUGCACUUCCUGAUGAUUCUAAUGUCACUGAUGGAAUCAUAGACGUCCUCUUCCACGAAAAUUUCAUGAUCAAAGAAUUACCUCAUGACCAGGAUAAACUUUCACAAACUGGUGAAGAUUAUGAGGAUGUUCAAGUAAUUUUUCCUCAUUACAAAAUAGCUGUAAUGUCUAUAUAACACAUUAGUUUUACAAAUAAUAACUCGAUGCAGGCUUCAGAUGCUAAAAUUCGGCAAUGGUCAAAUGGGAAGAAAGGAAAUAUUCGCUCAAUGCUGUCUACUUUGCAAUAUGUUCUUUGGCCUGGGAGUGGUUGGAAGCCUGUUCCGCUUGUUGAUAUAAUUGAGGGAAGUGCCGUGAAAAGAGCAUAUCAAAAAGCUUUACUCUACCUACACCCAGAUAAGCUGCAGCAGAAGGGUGCUGCUUCUCAUCAAAAAUACAUUGCAGAAAAAGUUUUUGACAUUUUGCAGGAGGCAUGGGAUCAUUUCAAUACACUGGGUGAACUUUGAUGGUUCAAUGUUCUAUUGGCAAUAUCAUCUGAAAGGAACAGGAUUGGUGCUCAGUAUCAGAAAGUGCACAGCAAAAGUAUCAUUUUUACUCUGCAUAGAUCGAUUACAUGGGACAUUUAUUGAUACCAUAUUGCUUGUUUUAGAGAAGUAAAUCUGGAAACACUUCCAUUAAGCUCCUUGUACUCUUUGUUCAUACCAUACUGAAAAUGAUUUGUAGGCAACACAAACAUAUAAAGAGGUUGUUUUGCUUUUGUUUUUAAAUGUUUGUUUAGAAAGGAAAUGGUUCAGCUGAAUAUGCAGCCAAUUGGAAAAGUUUCAAAUUCACUACCUAUGGAUUGUGAAACGUGUGUUCAGUGAGAAAAAGAAAAAGAACAUGUAUAAUUCGGUUUUUAGUAUUACCCUUGUAACCAUCCGAGCUGGUGGUUUAGUGAUAAGUUGUACUCAUUUAGGAUUGUCUUUAACUCUCAUGUCAUUAUCAAGCAGGGUUUAAUUCAUGGGAGUGAGUAAUGCAGUUUGCUACUUGGAUUUGAUGGUGUUGUGGUAAUUGGUUAAUCUUUCAGAUUAGUUGCUAUUAUUCCACAGCGAGGUGAUUCUCAUGAUUUCGCGGUGGAGUUACUGUCUAUUGGUUGUCUCUCCCUCUUUU
Messenger RNA from Ilex paraguariensis (yerba mate), 3448 nucleotides. The record is from the annotation of a GenBank genome assembly. NCBI's taxonomy places the organism in Eukaryota, Viridiplantae, Streptophyta, Magnoliopsida, Aquifoliales, Aquifoliaceae.